AUGCUGGAAAUCCUUGGUUUCAAAGUCCCACAGGCUCAGCCCACCAAGCCAGCCCUCAAGUCAGAGGAGAAGUUAAAGAAUAACAUCUCUUCAGGCCACUCACCCCAUGGUCCUCUCACGAGGCCCUCCGAGCAGCUGGACUAUCUCUCCAGAGUCCAAGGAUUCCAGGUUGAAUACAAAGACUUCCCAAAAAACAACAAGAAUGAGUUUGUAUCUCUAAUCAAUUGUUCCUCCCAGCCGCCUCUGAUCAGU
Messenger RNA from Elephantulus edwardii (Cape elephant shrew), 252 nucleotides. Its product is annotated as double-stranded RNA-binding protein Staufen homolog 1-like. The annotation marks the transcript as partial. The transcript has 3 exons. The record is from RefSeq and is a predicted model, not a curated record. NCBI's taxonomy places the organism in Eukaryota, Metazoa, Chordata, Mammalia, Macroscelidea, Macroscelididae.